Melampsora larici-populina 98AG31 is the source of this 1358-nucleotide messenger RNA. RefSeq lists its product as uncharacterized. NCBI's taxonomy places the organism in Eukaryota, Fungi, Basidiomycota, Pucciniomycetes, Pucciniales, Melampsoraceae. The coding region runs from base 141 to 1208 and encodes 355 amino acids. The record is from RefSeq and is a predicted model, not a curated record. The transcript has 2 exons.
GCCAGUGUUUGGGUAAGCUCAACUGGAUACAUACCGAAACUAAAUAUCAACUAUUCAAUAACAACCACUUAUAUCUUGACAAGAACACUAUCAUCAAUCAUCAUCAUCAAAUUAUAAACCCAACAAAACCAAAAAAACAAAUGCAAAAUUAUGAAACUCAUCAUUCAAUGGAAUCCAACCAAUCAAGUCAUUUAAAUUAUAGAUUUUCAAACCAUACUUAUCCACAAGCAGAAGUUCAAGAUCAAAUAGAUCCAGAAGAAUCCAUUAGAUCAUCAAACCAAAGCAAAAGUAAUUUAACAUCAUCAUCAGCAUCAUCAUCUGAAAUCAAAAGAAACGAAUCACAAUCUGAUUUGAUUGAAGGCGAAUUUAAUGAAGAAAGUUUUGAGCUUGAUGAUUCGAGUAAACUUGAGAAAUUAGUUUCUGAGAUUUUAUGUUUAGAUUCGAAUGGUCAACUUUUACCUUAUAACUCAAAUCAAAUCAAAUCACUUCAAUCAGUUUGGAAUUCCGCUAAUUCUAAUCAUACUAUCACUCAUCCUUCAUCAGAUUCGGUUCAAGAUCGCGAAUGGUUUAAUGAUCAAACUCAAAGGAUCGAACCGAUCUGGUUAAAGAAUUUAAGAGAAUCAGUCUUGUUUGAUGGUAGUAAAUCUAAUGAAACUCAAAACUUUCAAACUUAUCAAAAGAUUAAUUCGAUUCAAGAAGACGAAUUGGUUUUUGAAAUUCAACAAAACUUGAGAUCUUUAGUCAACGGAUUGAAUCAAGAUCAAUGGUUAUAUCCAUCACCUACAGCUUUUUCUCCUUCUUUAUCAAUUCAAUCGAAUUCAUUAAAUUUAGGACUUGAAGGAACUUCAAGUGAAAUCAUCAACCAUGAAAAAUAUUUAGAAACUGAUUUCAAUUUACACUCAUUACCCUCAUCAUCAUCAUCAGAAGAAGCAUCGAAUUUGUUAUUACCACCAAGACAACUUUGGUUAGGUGAAGAAGAAGAUAAAGGUUUAGAAUCUGAAGUUAGUUUAAUUGAUCUUUUAAAUACGACUCCGACUACUACUACUACCACUACUACUCAUCAUCAUCAUCAUCAAGUCAAUCUUGGAAGAUCAGGUGAGCUUAGUCAACGGAAUGUUCAUCAGUCUAGACGGAAUAUGUUUCAACAGAGACAUGCUCAAGGUAGUGCAUUAGCAAGACAAGUUAGUAGAUUAGGAAUGUCGGAAUGAUCUUUUGGGUUCACCUUUUUUCUUCUGUUGAUUUCUCAUUUGUAAGUUUGUAUAACCUAAUGUUAAUCUUAAUGAUCUUGUACACCAUGAUUUUGGUCAUGAAACAUCUGAUAAUCAACUGGUGUAAGUGAAAAUCAACAAUUGAGAACU